Ostrea edulis (European flat oyster) is the source of this 1400-nucleotide messenger RNA. RefSeq lists its product as uncharacterized. The coding region runs from base 55 to 630 and encodes 191 amino acids. The transcript has 4 exons. The record is from RefSeq and is a predicted model, not a curated record. NCBI's taxonomy places the organism in Eukaryota, Metazoa, Mollusca, Bivalvia, Ostreida, Ostreidae.
ACUGAUACAUGUGCCUUUUCGCGUUCAUUGAUCUGUUAGUGGGAAUUUGGAAUAAUGGAUGUUUUUGUCGCAUCACUUUUUAUGGCAAUUUUACUAAAUGGUAUAUGUCACAGUAAGAAAUGCACUGGACUUGCACCAGGAAUGUGCUGUUCGGGACAGGUAUGGGACAAUAUUUCUAAGACUUGCAAAUAUUGUCCUCCUGGUUACUUUGGGAAUACUUGCAGCACUCUCUGUAAGCAGUCGUACUAUGGAAUGCGCUGUAUGAAUAAAUGUAAUUGUUCCGAAAGCGAGUGCAAUCCUAUUUCUGGCUGCAACGAUUCAGUUACGUCACCAAUUCCAGAUGCACGUUCUCUCCGAACAGAACAGACGUCUAAUGACAUCAAAAGUGCCUCGGAGUCACUCCCAGUGUUUGCACGAGAUUCAUCAUCAGUCACGGCUACCAGCUCGCCACUGGAGAUCAUAGUUACCGGCCUAAGCGUUAUUCUUUGUCUCGGACUUAUCGCUUACGUUGGAAUGGCCAUAUUCGAAAAAACUGUUCACAUUCGAAACGCAUUGCACAUGGGAAACACAGAAAGAAAUGUGCACUAUGAAAAUGCGUACGGUGCAACAGAUCCCAUUAACUUCUACUGAAGUUAAUAACAUUACCGUUCACAUAUUUUGAUGAUGUUAUAUGUAUACUUUGUAAAUCAUUUUAAAUCAUCACACUUACGUAUCUAUAAGCUGUACGACAUGUCAUACAUUAUUUCACUGUUUUACUCAGAAUCAUUUUGUUUUGAAUAGAUGUUUACAAACAACUGUCAUUUGACCAUUCCUAAUACAUAGUCAGACGAUUAAAGGACAUUCAGGUGUCCUUUUCAUACUUUCAGAGGUAAGAUCAUCGGUGGUCUUAUCUCUGUAAAGCUGUGUAACUUGUUACUACAGUACCGUGCCAUACGUUUGACAAAAACAAAAUAUCAAAUAUAUCUUAAUGAUUCCUUUUACGCUUUUUCAAACCAAAAUUUAGAGAGUUGUGUCUAAGUUAUAUACAACAUUUUGGUAUUCCCCUCAUGCGCAUGGGGUUAUUUAUAGACGCCGAAUGGACUUACGAACAGUAGAUGUAUUCAUCUCCCACUAAAUUUACUUUUCAAAUAAUCUUUGCACUGUUUUCUUUUACAUGCAAACAUUUUUAAUCAUGUAAAUUAAGGGGAAAUUAACUUUAAAAAGCUUAUCCAUCUGCUUUAAAAUAAUUAUGUACAAAAAAUGAUCAUACGCCUUUAAUGUUCUUCUAAUGCAGAACACAACAAAAUCAACAUUAGAGAUAUAUAUUUAGACAUAGAUAUAAUUAAACAUAGAUUCAAUGAACAACACCAAAAUAGUUUUAGAUAAACUGUAUUUUAUUUACUUAAUGAUUAUGUCAUCUG